This is a messenger RNA of Spodoptera frugiperda (fall armyworm), 1978 nucleotides long. RefSeq names its product serine protease inhibitor dipetalogastin-like. The coding region runs from base 260 to 1954 and encodes 564 amino acids. The record is from RefSeq and is a predicted model, not a curated record. Lineage: Eukaryota; Metazoa; Arthropoda; Insecta; Lepidoptera; Noctuidae. The transcript is spliced from 7 exons. Gene Ontology annotation, molecular function: serine-type endopeptidase inhibitor activity; protein binding.
AGCAUGAACUGUCUGUAUCGCGCUCUGACGUACUUCGGCUCGGGGGAUUUACAAUAUGGCAAGACGCUUGUUUCUUCGCGUCUCGGGAAAUACUAUAUUCAUAUAAAAACGGUCGUGCCCACCACAGAGCAUCAUUACACUUCAAGCUUACUCCAAGCAACGUUAUCCCCGAAUAUUUUCUUCAAGUGUCGGUAACACUCGCUUGAAAUACUAUUUACAUUUUAUAUUGUGGAAUAUUCAUAACAGUUUUUCAAGCAAAAUGGAUUACAAAUUCGGAGUAGCACUGUUCGUCAGCGCCAUUAUCUGCACAGCCCAGGCCCUGCCCCCCUGCACGUGCACGAGGAACUACCUCCCCAUCUGCGGGUCCAACGGGGAGACCUACAGCAACCAGUGCCUGCUAGACUGCGCCAGGUACAACACCCACCAGGACAUCACCGUCGUCAAGCAAGGACCCUGCGAGAGCGAGCAACAGACCGUCGUUGUCGGUGAAUCAUGCGUGUGCCCACUCCUCUACCUCCCAGUGUGCGGUUCUGACGGCUCCACUUACCCCAACGAGUGCAACCUUAACUGCAAGAAACAGGACUUCCCUGGCCUUGCCCUGCGCCACGCUGGUGCCUGUGUCGAGGCCAAUGAUGAGGCUCCCGUCUGUGUCUGCACCCGGGAGAAGAAGCCCGUCUGUGGCAGCAACGGCAACACCUACGCCAACACCUGCCUCCUGAACUGCGCCAGCGCCAAGGACGCCACCCUCCGCAUGGCACACCCCGGCCCCUGCCAGGACAGAGUCAAGAUCCAGGAGCCCGGCGUCCAACUCUACGCGGACAAUGCAGGGCUGUACCCACCAAGUGAAGAACUGAAUGAUGAACAAGGAGGGGGUGACGAUGAUGUCUGUGACUGUCCGAGAACUAAAAGGCUGGUGUGUGGCACUGACGGUGUGACGUACUUCAACCUUUGCAGUCUCAUCUGUGCAAGCGAUAAGGAUCCUAGCAUAAUAAUCACCGCAUCAGUACUGCUGGCGGUACUACCAGGGAUCAACUCAAGUACUUGCACAAGUUACGCAGCCCUAUCAGAGCCCUGCGGCUGCACGAUAUCGAAAGACAACCUCGACCCGCUGUGCGGUUCCGACGGCGGAACCUACCUGAACGAAUGCUUCUUAGAGUGCGAAAAGACGUUGAGUAAUGUCGAUAUUAGAAUUGACCAUAAAGGUAUGUGCCAGGGUGACGCUCGGUGCUCCUGCCACCCAAGAUAUGAGCCUGUGUGUGCUUCCAAUGGAGUCACAUACUCCAACGACUGUGUCUUGCAAUGCAACAUCCGAAAGGACCCUUCUAUCCGUUUGAAUCAUAAAGGAGAAUGCCAGAGUGAUGCACCUUCACGGACAUUAUCAAAACCAACAUUAAAGACAUGUACUUGCAACCCGGCGAGCGGUCCAAUGUGCGCUACGAAUGACGUCACUUAUCCCAAUUACUGCGUGAUGAGCUGCUAUUCUGAUGCCCUGAACGACAGUUCCAUAGAUUUUGCGUACUGGGGAGUGUGCAACCCCGAAGAUACCUUGAAGUUUAAGGAGUCAACGACCAAAAACUGCAAAGAAACGCCAUCAAAACAAUAUGACAGCCCUGCUGGCAAUGACUAUUAUCAUGGGGACGAUGGCGACGAAGCUUCAAAACUCAAAGAGCCACAGGGCACUAAGAGUCGUUGCACAUGCGCGGCGGUGCACAAGCCAGUCUGUGCAAGCAACCAGAAGACAUACCCCAACGUAUGCGUGUUACAUUGCUAUGCCAAAAAGGACUCUAAGAUCAAAUUCUUAAAGAUGGGCGAUUGUUCCAGCGAGCCUGCUCGAUUGGUGUCAAGGUAUUGGGGAGUUGAUGAUAAACCGUCACUCCGCGUGCAUCGCUCCCGCAGGGCAGACCGUCGGAACAACAAGCAGAGGUGGCGGCGUCACGAUAAAUCCAACAAUUAAGACAAUAAAUUACCUAUAUUGCCA